AUGAACUUGAACAACAACACCAAGUACACACUUAUUCAGGAUAUACACCGGGACAUCACUAUUAUUAAGGCAAACAGCAGUAUUUUGAACACGCCCCUCCCAAAAAAGAACGCGAUGAACACUCGCACUUGGACCCAAGUCGCGUCCUCACCAGCCGCACCUCCUUCCCUACAGCGCACCAUGAGCGGGAUAUCCUCCACAGCAGCCUCAAUCGAGAGCCCAAAGCAUAAGGAGAUAGUCAUCAGAUACAAAGGGAAUAAGGCAGUACUAUACGCACAGAGAAAGCUAAGGCCUAGUGAGCUAGUCAAAAAGCUCAACGUGGCGCUCACGUCCACGGAAGACACGCUGAUCAUGGCAGCCAAGUUCAAGGCAGCCAGAAUUAACGGCAGAGGGUCGAUUGUCGCACACACGGAGACCGUAGCACAAGCGGAGACCCUGCGCAGGCACAAAGAGGAAAGGAAGGGAUUCGUGGCAAUAGAAGCGGAGAUAAUGCUGCCAGUCAACCCAGUAAUCGUACAUGGGACACCAAUCCAAUCCAUUGACCCAGGGAAUAAGGUAGCAUUCAUUGAACAGCUCAGGAUCGAAAAUAGACAAGUAAUAGCAUAA
Molecule: messenger RNA, 606 nt
Organism: Verruconis gallopava
Lineage: Eukaryota; Fungi; Ascomycota; Dothideomycetes; Venturiales; Sympoventuriaceae
Exons: 1
Coding region: 1-606 (201 amino acids)
Source: RefSeq, a predicted model, not a curated record